GGUGAAUGGGGGCGACGGCUGCAGGGCCUGAGAUAGGCUGGCAGGGGCUCGCCCCCCGCUGCCCUCUUCUGCAGGGGCAGCGAGGUGCUGAAUCACCCUGCGGCCGGGCCGCACAGCCACCGCUCUCUCAGAUAAGGGGGUGCUUGAUAAGGAUUGUGCAUGGACUCUGGGAGACUGGAGGCUUGCUGCCGAGUCUAGUCUAGAGAGCUGGUUGAACUUUCUCAGGGGACCAGGCGCUUGAUUGCAUCAAUGCUUACGGGAGCGUUUGGGGUUUGGAGUCGGUGAUAGCUUACCCAUUUUAUAGCUAACUCACAGGCGUCUCAGAGGGCAAAGUGUUUCGAGGCCAUUUCUAGCAUGUGGCAGAAGCAAGAUUUCUACGUUGUUCUGUCACGCGACGUGGUGGCCACUCGGUUGGGCCUCUUUCCCAGUCCAUGUGUCGAUGGCUGAGGAGAUAAACAGCAGCAACGUACUGAGAUGAUGUAACGACGUGAAAGUAUUAGAAGGACUCGGUAUUUUCCCAGUGUUGUACACCCUCUUAUAGAUUCAGUGGUGGACCUGGAAGUACACUCGGUUAACAUUUCAGAUCUGCCUGGUAAACCUGGUGCACCACCAUGCUGGCCGCAAGACUUGUGUGUCUCCGGACACUACCUUCCAGGGUUUUCCAACCAGCUUUCACCAAGGCCUCGCCUGUUGUGAAGAGUUCCAUCAUGAAGCAUCAAUGGCUCUUAACACCCAGCAGGGAAUAUGCCACCAAGACGAGAGUUGGGAUCCGGCGUGGGAAAACUGUCCAAGAACUUAAGGAGGCAGCAGUGGAACCAUCAAUGGAAAAAAUAUUCAAAAUUGAUCAGAUGGGAAGAUGGUUUAUUGCUGGAGGGGCUGCUGUUGGUCUUGGAGCAUUGUGCUACUAUGGCUUGGGAAUGUCUAAUGAGAUUGGAGCUAUUGAAAAGGCUGUAAUUUGGCCCCAGUAUGUGAAGGAUAGAAUUCAUUCUACCUAUAUGUACUUAGCAGGAAGUAUUGGUUUAACAGCUUUGUCCGCCCUGGCAGUGAGCAGAACUCCUGUGCUUAUGAACUUCAUGAUGAGAGGCUCUUGGGUGACAAUUGGUGCAACCUUUGCAGCCAUGAUUGGAGCUGGAAUGCUGGUACAGUCAAUACCAUAUGACCAGAACCCAGGCCCAAAGCAUCUUGCUUGGUUACUACAUUCUGGUGUAAUGGGUGCAGUGGUGGCUCCACUGACAAUAUUAGGGGGGCCUCUUCUCAUCAGAGCUGCAUGGUACACGGCAGGCAUCGUGGGAGGCCUCUCCACUGUGGCCAUGUGCGCACCUAGUGAGAAGUUUCUGAACAUGGGAGCGCCCCUGGGAGUUGGCCUGGGUGUCGUCUUUGUGUCAUCACUGGGAUCUAUGUUUCUUCCACCCACCACUGUGGCUGGUGCCACUCUGUACUCAGUGGCAAUUUAUGGUGGAUUAGUUCUUUUCAGCAUGUUUCUUCUCUAUGAUACACAGAAAGUAAUCAAGCGUGCAGAAAUAGUGCCACCAUAUGGAGUCCAAAAAUAUGAUCCCAUCAAUUCGAUGCUGGGAAUCUACAUGGAUACGUUAAAUAUAUUUAUGCGAGUUGCCAGUAUUCUAGCAACUGGAAGCAACAGAAAGAAGUGAAGCAACUCAGCUUCUGACCUCUCCAGUACCUCGGAUAUCUUGUUUGUUUAAUAGGGGCAGGUGUUCACGGAAUAGUUUGUAUAAGCAGCUUUCACUGAUGUGUAGAAGAUAAGACUUGUCAGCAGGUUUCAGAUGUUUGGUGAUUUGAUGCUUCGGGUCUGCUUUCUCUUCUAAAGAAUAAAUUCAGUUGUUCUCUUCCAAAUAAGCACACACAUUUCCAGUUUCUCAAGUGUGAGUAAUUCUAAAACGUUUUAAUGAAUGUGAAGACUAAGGUUUGUGUUGUGAGGAUUUAACUGUUCUGUUUUAAAAUUUAUUUAAGUGAAAAUUAGCAGAUUUUGUUUUGCUGCAUAUUUUUUGAAAUGCAGAAAUAUUAAGUAAUGUCAUAAGUGACGUAGAAGUUUGGUAAAGGGACCAGAGAGAAGCAAGGGAUCACCGUCAGUCUUUCUUUGAAUACUUAGCACUUGUGUCGGUGGUGAGCCAGUGAGAGGGGUCUGGCUCUUUGGAGACAAAUUAAUCAUUGCCGUUUUCACAUUCAUCUUUUGAACUUAAUCAAAAGCAUUGACCAUAAACAAAGACCUAGGUGAUUCAUUCUCCCAAUGUUCCUUUCUUUCUCAGUGCUAUCUUUACAAUGUAGAAGUGAUCGUGUUUGCCUUUUCAUUGUUUGACAUUGUUAGGACAGUUGAGAAUUUUAAUCAUCUGGAGAAUUCCUGACGUAGUUAAAUAUGUUUAAGUUUUACUUUUAAACCUUAUGGAGCAAAAUAUCCUUAAAACUCUUCUCAGGAUGAAACAUUCAAAGCAUGAAAUCUGUUGCAUUUUCAAAUAUACAAACACAGUAUUCCUAAUUGCUGAAUUUUUUUUUGCAUAUUUAUUGAAAUGUUUAAGAGAAUAUAUGCUUGCCUUUCUUCAUCUCUUCAGGCUUUGAAGCUUUUAUUAGAAAAGCCUGUUUGUGGCUUACACUUAAGAUUAUGAAAGCAGUUUUUCUCUCAGGACUUGGUUUCUUGCAUUCCUCUCAGACUAAGCACUAAAAACACAUAGCUAGUCUUUCUUCAUGAACUAUAUCAAUCAAAACUAUAAUGGGCAAAGUGCUUUGUUAGAGUUUCCCCCAGCAGACUUUUCCUUCUCUUCUGCAUGGGCGAUUACUUGACUGUUGUGAUAUUGGUAAGUUUUUUUGAUACAGAAGAGUUAUUUUUGGAAGUUCUUAAUGAAUGAAAUAAGUGUGUAUGAUUAUUGAGAUGAUUGGUGUUUUUGACAAAUAUUUAUUACAGUAAUCCAGAAGUAACUAUUCUAACCACCUCAAAUUACAUAGAAUGCUUAUUUCUGAAUUAAUAAAUGUUCCAGCCAGGUGGUGA
This is a messenger RNA of Felis catus (domestic cat), 2998 nucleotides long. It is a transcript of the gene GHITM, whose product is annotated as growth hormone inducible transmembrane protein. Gene Ontology annotation, cellular component: mitochondrial inner membrane. The transcript has 9 exons. The record is from RefSeq and is a predicted model, not a curated record. Lineage: Eukaryota; Metazoa; Chordata; Mammalia; Carnivora; Felidae. The coding region runs from base 612 to 1649 and encodes 345 amino acids.